Molecule: messenger RNA, 702 nt
Organism: Aureobasidium namibiae CBS 147.97
Lineage: Eukaryota; Fungi; Ascomycota; Dothideomycetes; Dothideales; Saccotheciaceae
Exons: 7
Coding region: 1-702 (233 amino acids)
Biological process (GO): nucleosome assembly
Cellular component (GO): nucleosome
Molecular function (GO): structural constituent of chromatin; DNA binding
Source: RefSeq, a predicted model, not a curated record
AUGCCUCCCAAGAAAGCCGCCGCUGCCCCCAAGAAGGCUGCCGCCAAGGAGCCCGUCCAUGCUAGCUACCAGGAGAUGAUCAAGGAAGCUAUCAUCAACCUUAAGGAUCGUACUGGCAGCAGCCGUCAAGCCCUCAAGAAAUACGUUCAGGCCAACAACAACCUCUCCAGCGUCACCGACGCCGCCUUCACCACCCAGUUCAACCGCGCUCUUGCCAAGGGUAGCGAGAGUGGUGUUUUCGAGCGCCCCAAGGGUGCUUCCGGACCCGUCAAGCUUGCAAAGAACAAGGCUGGCUCUCCUCCUGCCCCCAAGAAGGCAGACACCAAGAAGACAGAGACCAAGACCAAGGCUGCACCAAAGACUGCUACUGCCAAGGCCAAGAAGACCACUGCUGCAAAGGAGGCCCCUGCUAAGAAGGCUGCACCCAAGAAGGCCGCUACCAAGGCCGCACCCAAGGCCGCUGCCACCAAGAAGGCUGCCGCACCCGCCAAAGCAACCAAGACCAAGGCCAACGUCUCCAAGGUCAGAAAGAGCGCUCCCGCUCCUGCUGUUGAGGAGAAGGCUCCUGUUAUCCUUGGCAAGACCAAGUCAGGUCGCGUCACCAAGAGCACCGCACCCUCAGCACCCGCUACCAAGGCAGCUGCCACCAAGAAGAAGGCCGCUCCCAAGAAGGCGACACCCAAGAAGAAGGCCGCCGCAUGA